UAUCAACAUUCGACAUGCAUACCUCCUACACGUGUACUGCCACUGUAGCAUCUCAGCAAGAAAUGGCCAAUCUCCUGGAUCUUUUUACACUACAGCUGCUGUUUGGUUUCUUUACACCGUGUCUCCUUCAGAUCGCUUCAACUGAUCAUUUAUCUGUCCAUCCUGGAGAGAACAUCACCCUGCUCUGUAACAUCACUAAUUAUUCUGAGAUAUCAUGGUAUCGACUGAGAUCUGAGGAGGUGAAGCUGCUGAUAUCUGCUGAAAAAUCUAAGCUGAAGAAAACCUUUUCCCUCAGUUAUAAUGUGAACGAGAGUCACUUUGAUAUAACAGAAAGCAGCAGUUCAGUCAGUUUAGUGAUUAUUGGAGUUAGAGAGACAGAUCUGGGAUUGUAUUUCUGUGGAGGUCGAAACAGAACAACACACAUUCAGUUUGGGAAACUCACCAGACUGAACUUUACAGCUGACCAACAUAAUGUGUCUUGUAACUCAACUGAUGAUCGAAAUACCCAGCAGUCUACAGGAGCAGCGCUCCGGAUUAUAAUGUCUGUGUGUCUGGUCUCCAUCCUAAUAAACAUCAUCUGCAUGUGUGUGUUCUGCUGCAAAAUCAAAGGAAAGUCAGCAUUGUCAGGCAACAGCUGCAGUAACACCACAGAUUCCACUGAAAAGGAAGAAAAUAUUCAUUAUGCCAGCAUCCAGCACAAAAGAAGGUCCAGAGCAGCUGCUAAGAAAAACACAGCAUCAGAUUCGGACAGUGUGACCUACGCAACAGUCGCCUCACAGCCUCGGAGACACUGACCAGCACAAGGUGUCACAAAUUUAAUAUUAUCAUAUAUCAUAUAUCAACAUCAUAAACUUGUGAUGUUCCCUCUGGCUCUCUUCUUUAUU
This is a messenger RNA of Ictalurus furcatus (blue catfish), 884 nucleotides long. RefSeq lists its product as uncharacterized. The transcript is spliced from 6 exons. Gene Ontology annotation, biological process: response to bacterium. The record is from RefSeq and is a predicted model, not a curated record. Lineage: Eukaryota; Metazoa; Chordata; Actinopteri; Siluriformes; Ictaluridae. The coding region runs from base 15 to 794 and encodes 259 amino acids.